ACACGGCCGCCCUCCGUCACAAAGAGAUCUACCAGCUUCAACACACUGAUCGGUUAAUAACGACACGAUGAACGAGGGCUGCACUGCCACCGUAUUGGAGCACGAGCUGGCUGCCUUCGCGCUGCCCGCCGGCCUGGACUGCCCACCGCAGCCGCGCAUUGACUUCCGCCUGGACGCCGGCCUCGAUGCGUUAGAUGUUGAACUUAGCGCGGCUGUGUUGGUUGGAGUCGAGCCAGCGUACGGCUGCGCGCCAGCCACGCCUAGCUACAAUAGCACCGGCAGCAGCCACAGCAGCAGCACAACGCCAAGCAGAAAGCUCAAUGAUAGCAGAAACAGCCUCAUGUCCGUGUCCCCCAAGCCGCAUCGGCACCACUCCAAAAAGGCCUCGCGCAAGCAAGUGCACGAGCUGCAGGCCAUGGUCAACGUCAUGCAGGCGCAGGUGGACAGCGCAGCCGCCGAGAUCCAGCAACUCGCGCAGCUCGUGGGUCAGUUCGCGGAACAGCGCGAACAGGAAAAGGAGGAAUACGAGCGCGUCCGGAGGCGAGAACAGCAGCUCUUCGCGGAGCACGAGAUGGACAUGGACCUGGACGUGCAACAGCGACACCUGCGAGCGCAAGUCCAGCGCGACCGAGAGCAGUUUGAGCGCGAGCAGCUUCAGCAGCAGUGCUUCGAUUGCCCAUCGGCUCCACCACCACCCGAACAGGAAACAUUUCGGUUCUAAAAUCCUCCUAUGAACCCAUGCCCGUCGUUUCCGCCAUCUCUCAACGCUGAUACUGCAUUCAACCAAACAACGAAGUAUGCGGUGCGGUCGAGCCUCGUCACGUGGGUUUACUGCCAGUACUAUUUCAACUGCGACUUGAUGUUGGUAGUACUUGCGACAAGAUUUUGCUCUCAAAGUGAUGGUGCGAGUCCGUGAUCGAGUGUCAGUACGCUGGAGAACUAUUGGUAUUAGUGCCAACGACUUUACCAGCCUUUAUCAUGGGCUGCACGUACUUGAUAUGAUUGAAAAUUACCCGAAAUGUAGCUCCAUUCAGUGAGAAUUAUCCUGAAUGCAGUUCGAACACAAGCAAAUUGAAAGCCACAGAAGUUAAUGUGAACGUCGUUUUAGUUGCUGUGCUAUUUGUUCACUGCAUCGUAAAAAAAAAAAAAGAAUAUAAAUGUCUUACUCCC
Molecule: messenger RNA, 1170 nt
Organism: Phytophthora nicotianae INRA-310
Lineage: Eukaryota; Oomycota; Peronosporomycetes; Peronosporales; Peronosporaceae
Exons: 1
Coding region: 68-721 (217 amino acids)
Source: RefSeq, a predicted model, not a curated record